This is a messenger RNA of Otolemur garnettii (small-eared galago), 2136 nucleotides long. RefSeq names its product meprin A subunit alpha (gene MEP1A). Gene Ontology annotation, biological process: proteolysis. Lineage: Eukaryota; Metazoa; Chordata; Mammalia; Primates; Galagidae. Bases 45 to 2129 code for a protein of 694 amino acids. Gene Ontology annotation, molecular function: metalloendopeptidase activity; protein binding; zinc ion binding. The record is from RefSeq and is a predicted model, not a curated record. The transcript is spliced from 13 exons. Gene Ontology annotation, cellular component: membrane.
AUUUAUGACAAGAUGUUUUUGCUAAUAUCAGUUCACUUGCAACAAUGGUUUGGACUAAAUCCACUUACCUUCUCUCUUUUACCCUGAUUUUUGCUCACACAGCAGCUGUCUCGAUUAAGCAUCUUUCUAAAGGAAAUGUACCUGAUUCAGAUCUUGGGGAACAGAAGGAUAUUUCAGAAAUCAAUCUAGCUGCUGGCUUGGACCUCUUUCAAGGGGACAUCCUCUUGCAGAAGUCCAGGAAUGGCCUGCGAGAUCCCAACGCCAGGUGGAAAUUCCCCAUUCCUUACAUCCUGGCUGACAAUCUGGAGCUGAAUGCCAAAGGAGCCAUUCUCUAUGCCUUUGAAAUGUUCCGCCUCAAAUCCUGUGUGGAUUUCAAGCCCUACGAAGGAGAGGACUCGUAUAUCAUAUUUCAACAGUUUAGUGGAUGCUGGUCUUUGGUUGGCGACCAACAUGUGGGACAGAAUCUCUCCAUUGGCUCGGGGUGUGACUAUAAGGCCAUCAUUGAACAUGAAAUCCUGCAUGCCUUGGGAUUUUACCACGAGCAGUCAAGGACUGACCGGGAUGAUUAUGUGAACAUUUGGUGGGAUGAAAUUAUUCCAGGUUAUGAGCACAACUUUAACACCUAUGAUGAUGACUUCAUCACGGACCUCAAUACACCCUACGAUUAUGAAUCUCUGAUGCACUACGCACCUUUCUCAUUUAACAAGAAUGACAGCAUCCCAACCAUCACAGCCAAGAUUCCUGAGUUCGACUCCAUCAUCGGGCAGCGCCUGGAUUUCAGUGCCCUGGAUUUAGAGAGGCUGAACCGAAUGUACAAUUGCACCACACCUCAAACCCUUUUGGACCACUGUGCUUUUGAGAAGGCAAACAUCUGCGGGAUGAUUCAGGGCACCAGAGAUGACGCUGACUGGGUCCACGAGGACAGUGCUCAGGCUGGACAAGUGGACCACACGUUGCUGGGACGAUGCUCAGGUGCUGGCUACUUCAUGCGAUUUGACACCAGCUCAGGGGCCAAGGAAGAGGCGGCCCUCCUGGAGUCUCGGAUUCUCUACCCCAAGAGGAAGCAGCAGUGCCUGCAGUUUUUCUACAAAAUGACAGGAAGCCGGUCGGACAGACUCACCAUCUGGGUCAGGAGGGACGACAGCACGGGCAACGUGCGCAAGCUGGUCAAGGUGGAGACCUUGCAAGGAGAUGCUGACCAGGAUUGGAAAAUUGCCCAUGUGACACUAAAAGAGGAAAUGAAGUUUCGCUACCUUUUCCAGGGCACAAGGGGUGACCCUCAGAACUCCAAUGGGGGGAUUUACCUGGAUGACAUCACUCUGACAGAAACCCCCUGCCCCACCGGGGUUUGGACAAUACGGAAUUUCUCUCAGGUCCUUGGGAACACGAGCCCCGGGGAAAAGCUGCAGAGCCCUCGGUUCUACAAUUCCGAGGGAUAUGGUUUUGGCCUGACGCUCUACCCCAAUGGCAGAACAACCUCCAGCAGAUCCGGCUACCUGAGACUUGCUUUUCACUUGUGCAGCGGGGAGAAUGAUGCUCUCCUGGAGUGGCCAGCGGAAAACAGGCAGGCAGUAAUAACCAUACUCGACCAGGAGACCGAUGUCAGAAAUCGGAUGUCCUCGAGCAUGGUGUUCACCACCUCAACAUCUCAUACAUCUCCAGCAAUCAAUGAUUCUGUCGUCUGGGACAGGCCGUCCAGAGUGGGAUCCUAUUAUAACGACUGUGACUGUUUUAGAAGCCUCGACUGGGGAUGGGAUUAUUUUAUCUCCCACGAAAUGCUGAAAAAGAGAAGCUUCCUUAAAAAUGAUGACCUCAUCAUUUUUGUAGAUUUUCAAGAUAUCACCCACCUGAACCAAACUGAAGUUCCCACCGAAAGCAAAAGACGGAGCCACGAAGGCCUUGUUCUCCAAGGCCAGGAGCAGCAGGCCUCUGAAGCAGGUUCAGAGCAGGCUGUGUCAAUGGAAGCCCAACCCCAGGACCACCCCAGCAGGCAGAAGCGGUCAGUGGAGAACACAGGCCCCCUGGAGGACCACAACUGGCCACAGUACUUCAGAGACCCCUGUGACCCAAACCCUUGCCAAAAUGACGGCAUCUGUGUGAACGUGAAGGGGAUGGCGAGCUGCAGGUAGGCUCUGU